GAGCGCACACAGCUAAUCAUCAUUACCAUUACAUUUUACUUAACAUUACUAUGCACACAAGCAAUCGUCAACAAGUGUCAAUUGCAUCCGUUACACUCUUUGAUAUAUAUAAAACAAUAUAAAUAGCAUAAACAUCAAUUAUUAUUACGAUUUUACUGAAGCCAUUUCCCUGAAGUUGUCAGCGACAAAUUUAACAGAUUGACAGUUUAUUUUUAUAAUAAAAAAUGGCAAAAUUAAAGCCAACUGUUUUGCAAAUAGAAGUCUCAACUAACGAGCAAUGGAAUGAAUUGCUAACAAGACCGGGUUUAAUACUAGUUGAUAUUUAUUCCUCGUGGUCUGGACCCUGCGUCGCGAUGGUGUCGACUCUAAAGAAAAUAAAAGUCGAAUUAGGAGGUGAUUUGCUAGAUUACGCCAUCGCCCAAAAUGAUGACAUCGAUGCGCUAGAAAGAUUUCGCGGGCGAAGCGAACCCGUUUGGAUGUUCCUCCAAAACGGCAGGUCGGUUAAUUUGACCUUUGGGUCCGACUGCAAGAAUUUGAAAAGCAUUUUGGUGCAGGAAAUAAAACGCGCUGGAGCCAAUGAAGCGCCGGAGUGGGAACUGAGAGCUGAGGAUCCUUGUCCAGCUGAAGUCGGUAAAUUCGGUGACUUUGAUUGGAAAAAACAGAGGGAGAAAGAAAAGCUGGCUAGAGAUGAAGACGAAAAACGUAAAAAGUAUGAAGAGUACAUGGAACAGAUGACCGUUGAGUUGAGUGAAGAAACGGCGCUAAUUAUAUUCCCUUGGAUAUUUAUGGACGAUCAUGGCCAUCAGAAAGACAAGGAACAGAGCCCGCCGUAUUUAGAAUUGAUGUACCGCGUAUUGCCGGAUAGAUUCGACGUAUUAGAGCAGACUCGGAUACAGCUGACGGAGGAUAUCGUCGAGAAGAUGUUUGUUGAAAGCGCAGUGCCGCUGACAGACGGUUUGUUGAUGAGAUUCAUCGAGGGCGGGAGUGUGGCGAUGAGAUUGAAAGCAAAACCGCCACCGGCAGAUUGGCCAGUUCCUUAUCCGUUUAUCGGUUCGGAGGGCAAGAGAUGUCCAGCUCGAGCUAUUGACGACGCGGAAAAUUUCAUCAAAUACGUGGUACAAGAAGCCGUGUCCACUAGAGACGACAAGCGAUUGAGUUUCGUGCAGAGAUACAGCCUCGUAAUCGAGAAUGAAGAAAAUCAAGACCAAGAUGGAGAUAAAUCCAGGGAAAGCGUUUAUCCUCCCGUCUGGUUUCCCUCGAAUGCCAGGUCAAAAGUUCACGUCUUCAAGACACUUUUCCCAGGUUACAUGGAAAAAGCCCAUGGCUACAAACCAGUAAAAGAGGCGGCACGUUUUGUAUUUAAAUUUGACAUCUCCAAGCUGUCUAUUGUCAGAGAAAAUUGCCGGAUGUUUCCGGAUGCUAUCGAUCACUUUGGGAUUUUCGAGUCCGAUGAUCCAAAUUCUACGAGGCUCGCGUCAACUCCUGACAUUGAAGCUUUCGAUGGACAAUCGUAUGGACAAAUUAUAAUAAUCGUGAUGAGGAAAAUAAACGACGCGGUUUUUCUAGCAUUCGCUGGAAAUUAUCCAACUUAUAUCGAAGAUAAUGUUAUUGAAGUUGCAAGAAUUAUUGAGGAAUAUUUUCCGACAGUUCCAGAUGCUGAUCAAGAAGAGGAAGAAGAAGAAGAAGAGGAAGAGGAAGAGGAAGAAAAUUCUUGUGAAUACGAAGAAUCAUUUGAUUGAAUAAAUAAUGAAAAAUUAGUAGACGUUGAUAAAAAUAUCUGUAGAAGGUUAAUGAUAUUAAAGUGUCAUAAUUACUGGCCUGCCUCAAUAAUCUAUUUUUAAUAUUUUAGCUGUAAUAACCCGUCGUUUACACAGUAGUUAAGUCACUACUCCUUCCCAUGUGUAUCAACCCCAUGAAGUUCGAAGGUCGCGGGGAACUGAUAAU
Molecule: messenger RNA, 1944 nt
Organism: Microplitis mediator
Lineage: Eukaryota; Metazoa; Arthropoda; Insecta; Hymenoptera; Braconidae
Exons: 1
Coding region: 225-1739 (504 amino acids)
Source: RefSeq, a predicted model, not a curated record